UGAAAGUGUUGCCAACACCUUUUUGAUCGCAUCGCAAGUGGACAAUGGGAAAUCGAUCAAUUGAAGCGCAUGACAUUGUAUAACCGCAACGCACCACAUUUAUUGGGUAACCUGACACCUAGUGUCAGGGUAUGUGGUAUAAAAACUCGGAGUUGCCUCAAUUAUGGCAACAGUUAGCUGACAAUUUGUGGAGACACAGACCAAACGGAAGCACAUAUCUAAGCAUAUCGAGAUGGCAGCAAAGUUCUUCGUCCUGCUGUCGCUGGCUCUGGUGGGCGCUGGCCAAGCGGAGUAUAACUACAACGAGAAGGCAGCCACUGCCGUGAACUCCCUGGAGCAGAGCGCACCCAGCUCCUCUGGCGAGGAUUUCCUCAGCGACUAUCACACGCCCAGCAACAAUGCGUUGAACUCGCAGGCCACUCCCGAUGGCUACGACUACGUGGCGCCCCGUUCAAAACAAUUUGCAGCCGGCGGUAGCAGCUCGGCAGCUAGUGUACAUGCCUCGAAUCUGUUGCAAAGUGCCGUUAAUGCAGCUUCUGCAUCGGCCACCCUCCUGCCGUCGCCACUGCCCGUGCUGCGACAACACCAGGAGCCCGAGGUCUUCCCUCCUGCCAGCUACAGCUUCAACUAUGCCGUGAAUGAUGAGAGCACCGGCGACAUCAAGGAGCACAGCGAGACCCGCGACGGGUAUGUGGUGCGCGGCUUCUACAGCCUGGUCGAUCCCGAUGGCUACAAGCGUACCGUCACCUACACGGCCGACGAUGUCCAUGGCUUCAAUGCAGUUGUGAAUCGAGUUCCCUAUGCCCUCAAGACCGUGGCAGUCGCGGUGGCACCCUCAGUGGACGAACGCUCAAAGCUGGCGGCAGUGGACAUCACUCGGUCUUCGGGUGCUUCCUCUACGGAAUCGGAGGGAUCUCGUUCUGAAUCUGGCUCUGGUGCAGGACCCACAACUCACUCGUUCUCCCAGGAUAGCUAUGCCAAUGCACCGCGUGGCUUGGACGCUUCUGGCGGUCCCUAUGCCUGAGUUCUGCUGCUCUGCUAUGCGGUGCUUGUAUACUGCUUCAUUGUGUUCCAUCUAAUCCAUCUAGUUCUGUAGAUACUCCAUUAAAUACGAUUA
This is a messenger RNA of Drosophila guanche, 1117 nucleotides long. It is a transcript of the gene Cpr23B, whose product is annotated as cuticle protein 19. Gene Ontology annotation, cellular component: extracellular matrix. Lineage: Eukaryota; Metazoa; Arthropoda; Insecta; Diptera; Drosophilidae. The coding region runs from base 233 to 1024 and encodes 263 amino acids. The transcript is spliced from 2 exons. The record is from RefSeq and is a predicted model, not a curated record.